UGGCGGGGAGGAGGAGGAGGAGAAGGCGGCGUACUCAGAUGCGCUCUGUCUGAACCGACUAAGGCCUCUUGAGGAGGUCGGUCCACGGGCAGAGAAGUUGACCAGGCAGUGGGUAUCAGUGCCUUCUGUGUGCUGACACCAUUCUGUGUCAUGUGGAUUCAGUGAGCAAGACUGGGGAGAUACCUGUUCUUAUGGAGCUUACAUUUUGGUGGAAGGAGACACACAGCACUCAGGGAAAUAAGCGAGAUCAUUUCAGAUAGUGUGCCGUGGUGGAAAGAUGGAGGAGUAUGAAGAGUUUUGUGAGAAAGCUCUCGCCCGAGUUCAGGAAGCAGCACUGUCCACAGAAAGUUUCCUGCCUGCCCAGGCAGAAAGCGUCUCCCUCAUCCGCUUCCAUGGGGUGGCUGUACUUUCUCCGCUGCUUACCAUUGAGAAGAGAAAGGAAAUUCAGCAGGAAAAGCAGAAAGCGCUUGAUGUACAAACAAGAAAGCAGGCCAAUAGGAAGAAAGCCUUACUGACUCGCGUCCAGGAGAUUCUUGAAAAUGUUCAGGUUAGAAAAGCACCGAUUGCCAGUGAUUUUGAUGAGUGGGCGACAGAAACCAUUUACUCUAAUCCAGAAGUGAGAGAUGUGAAUGUUCCUCCUGCAGUUCCAAACAGUCCGCAGAGCCCCACUGAGCACUGUGCUUUAGUCAAGCUUGAAGAGGGAACUGUUCUUCUGCCUGUGGGUUCUCAGGACCAACAUAAGCCUAGUAGGAUGAGCCUGCCUGGAGACUCAGAAGGCUCUGGCUCUUUGAAGCGAUGUGAGAGUCCAGACAGCAGGCAGGCAGAAAACGGAGCUGCUCCAAGGCCCUCUCCAGCAAGCUCACAGGAAACAAUCAUUUCAGAUAGUCCCAUCUUAGCAAAGGAAGGACAGGAUCCGUCAUGCUUGGCUGAAGUCACUCCAGAUCCCUACCUAAUGAGCCUUCAGAAUCUAAUGAAGAAGUCAAAGGAAUACGUGGAAAGAGAACAAUGUAGCCAGAGCCUGAGAAGUAGUUCAAAGAGAAGUAUUACUGAAAGUCAUUCAGACAAAGAAAACGAUGCUGCUAAGGCUAGUGACUGUGUGAAGGAGAAGGCCCCAAACAUGCCCAUAGGCAGGCACUGUGGCUCCGCCAUCCCUGACAAACCAAGCCUUAAUAAGUCAAACGUUCUCCUCCAAGGUGCUUCUCAAGCAAGCAGCACGGGCACGUCAGUUGUCGCUAACUUUUCUAAACCAGACCUACCUGUAGGAACUGACCCUCCAGAUGCUGAGUCAGAUUUUAAAGUCUGUCCCUCCUUUGCUACUGAAAAUAAAGUUAUCAAAAGUCUUACAGGUCCCUUUGCCAAAUUACCUAGUCCAGAGCCAAGUAUGAGUCCUACAGUACAUCGAAGGCGGUCCAGGCCAUCAUCAGCUUGUCAGAUCCUUAUAAACAACCCAGUUAAUGCAUAUGAGCUAAGCCCAAAGGGAAAAGAAGAGGCAGUGGAUAGAAUCACUCCAGCUGCUGCUGAAACAAGUGAAUCUGAAAUUGUACCAAAGUCACCGACUGAUUUAAUGGGAGUUUGUUCAAGCAAGACUUCUGCUACCAAAAUUGUGUCUGACACUGCAAGAGAUAUGGUUGUGGGUAAGCUAAGUCAGGUGCAUCAGGCUUUAGGAACUCAGUCAGACAGUAAAGUCACUGUUGAGCAUGCUGCUGUGGAAGGUCCCUUCACACCUGAUGAGAGGGGAGUCCAGAGAGUGGACAGUACUUGUAUGGGCAUGCCCAGGUUGCAUGAACUACAUGCCACCAGUCAGUGUGUAGCAAGUCAAACCUUGGAAGACGUGUGUGUGCUCAAGUCAGCCAGUAUGUUAACAAAAAACUCCUGCAAUCCACAGAUGGAACUGAACAAGUCUUACGAUGUGAAAAACCCAUCUCCCUUACUCAUGCAAACCCAGAAUUCCAGACAGCAGUUGGACACACCGCCACUGCCCUGUGGAAAUGAACAGCUUUUGGAUAACAGUUUGGAAAAAGUUAAGCGGAGGCUUGAUUUAGAUAUUGAUAGUUUGCAAAAAGAAAAUUGUCCUUACGUUGUAACCGCUGGAGCAGCUGAUCAGGAGAGGGAACAUCUGCCAGCAAGAAGAUCCCCUAAGGGGCCCAUCUACAUUAACAAGAAUAAGAUGCUAGGAACUAGCCCCAAAGAAGGCCAGGAGAUACUAAAAAGCAAGAUGUUGGCUUUUGAAGAAAUGCGCAAGAGACUGGAGGUGCAGCAUGCUCAGCAGCUAUCUCUCCUCAUAGCUGAGCAGGAGAGGGAGCAGGAGCGGCUGCAAAAGGAAAUAGAAGAACAGGAGAAGAUGCUGAAAGAGAAGGCAGUUACAGCGGAUGCCUCUGACUUCAACAGUGCGCUGGAGCUGGAGUGGAGAAAAAGAAGCGAUUCUUCUUUGCUGGAAACAAUGCUAUCCCAAGUGGACUCACUCCAGACUUCAAACAGCUGUGGUGUCACAAAUUCUGCCCUACAAUAUAGCUUUGCCUCUGCAAGUGAAGCACCGUUCUACCUCUGGGGAUCACUGACCAGUGGCGUGACCAAACUCUCAGUAACAAGGCCUUUUGGAAGGGCCCAAGCUAAAUGGUCUCAGGUUUUUAGUCCAGAACUACAAGCAAAAUUUAACAAAAUAACUGCUGUGGCAAAAGGAUUUCUUACUCGUAAGCUUAUGCAAACAGAUAAGCUAAAGCAGCUUCGACAAACUGUAAAGGACACUAUGGAAUUCAUACAAAGCUUUCAGUCAGAAGCCCCGCUGAAGAGAGGCGUUGUCUCAGCCCAAGAUGCUUCACUUCAGGAGCGCGUGCUAGCUCAGUUGCGAGCUGCCCUGUAUGGUAUUCAUGACAUCUUUUUCGUCAUGGAUGCAGCUGAGAGAAUGUCAAUCCUUCAUCAUGAUCGAGAAGCCCGCAAAGAGAAACUUCUCCGGCAAAUGGACAAAAUGAAAAGUCCACGAGUCGCGCUUUCAGUGGCAACACAGAAGUCUCUCGACAGGAAGAAGUUCAUGAAAGUUGCUGAAAUGGGAAUGCCAAAUAAGAAGUUCCUACUUAAGCAAAACCCUUCAGAAACAAGAGUCCUUCAGCCAAACCAAGGACAGAAUGCACCUGUUCAUAGGCUACUUAGUAGACAAGGAACCCCUAAGACAUCAGUGAAGGGGGUUGUGCAAAAUAGACAGAAGCCUUCACAGAGCAGAGGGCCUAACCGAGCGCCUGUAUCAGGAGCAUAUGCAGGAAAAAUCCAAAGAAAGCGGCCAAAUGUUGCGACAAUUUAAGAAGACAGCAUUCGCUGGGAUGAAGCAGGGAAGGAGGGUGUCCUGUUAACCCACAUUCCAUUUCCUGGCCAGGGCUUCUCACUUCGCCCUGGACUGUGUAUGCAGGCAAAGGGACAGCAAGGGCUGAGCAUUUGUGUGUUAGUUUGGAAAAGUCCUGCCUCAUUUUCCUACUAAUGUUAGUUUGGGUGAAAAUGAUUAGCAUUUAGUAAUUGCCUCGUCUCUGAGCUUUUCCUGUAUAAAUAUACUAUAUGUGCCCAGAGGUCUACAAUCACCCUUUUUUAUAAACAUAAAAAAAUAUUUGGACCUAUUUUUACAAAGUAUUGAAAAGAUAUCACCAAUUGUAAAUUAGCCCUAAAACCUAAAUUUCAUUCAUGACUAUAUACUGAUUGCUGAAUUUGAUAAACAAUUAGAAACUGUUCUGUUCAAAAGGAAAUUAUUGCAGAAAUAUGUUUUCUAAUUUUAAACACUCAGAAAUUCCAUACCCUUUUGACUUGCAGUAUAGUUAUAUAGGAUGAAACACUUGCCUUGCUAUAUCCCAAAUAAUUAGUGACUGGGAGUCCUAGUUUUGGGUAGAAGACCAAGUUCCUGUGGACAAUUGGUUGUUUUACAGAAAUGUUAGGUUUUAUGUAUGUUACUAUUAGGUAUAGGAAGACCAGAUUACAAGCACUUUCUUGGAAGGUGGCAAGUUUAGAGAAGACAGCACAAUUUCUAUGAAUAUAGCACCUGGGAAUGCACUGUGAAAAUGGGGGGGGCACCAGAGCGCAUGCAGCUAAUUCUAUUUAGUCUGUAUAGUUUAUUUCCUCAUAGUUGUCUUUUUUAGCAUGCUUUAAUUAGGAGAGAAUAAAGGGCUAUUUAAUAAAUAUGGAUUUCAGAUAGCAUAGAAAUACUGUCUAGUUUAAAAUCUGCAGUAUAGGUACUGAGAUUUAUGGCUUUCAUGACUAACAUAUUCAUUAAAUGCAUCAACCAACAAUGUACCAACAAAACAUGAUUUUAUGAAAGAGAAUGUCACUUAUGUAAUUCCAAAAAGGGCUUUGUGGGUUCUCAUUUAACAUUGGGGUUGUGUAUAUUUGAUCCUUAUAACUUGAAUUUUAAAGACAGUAGUAUUUUGAAGAUGCAGCCUAUAUAUUCUUAAUCACCUUUUUAAGAAUAUGGGGAGAUUGUUUUUCUGAUCUUCUGAGAUAUGACUUUUAUACCCAGCCGCAGUUGCAAAAUAAUAACCCUCUCUGGGUAUAAACUUGAUUUUCUUUAUUCAGACUUACCAUUUAUUGAAUUAAAAAAAGAAGACAGUCAAAAAAGUCCAGGUUACACAUUUUUUUUACUUGUAUGAAAGGUAUACCAUGGUAUUACCUUUCAAAUACCCAAACACUCAGGACACCACUUGCUUGUAUCAUUGUGGGCUCUUCAGUAAGGAAGAGGAGCUUAAAGUUUGUGUAUAUUAAUAUGAAUUAGCUAAAGUAAACUGUGUUUUGGAAAGUUACAACUACUUUUAGAUUAAGGCUGAGAAACUGGAGUGUGUUUUUAAUUUCAAGGUAAAAGUUUGUGUGUUUUCCAUUUGAAUGUUCAGUUUUCUCUUCAGAAAAGUGCCAGACACUGUUUUGUGCUUUUGAAGAAGUUUUAUUUAUAUGCUUUAUUUUUUAUUGUUGUUUUUACUUUACUGGAAUGUGUGUUAAUGUGACUUAUUUAUUUUUAUACUUUGAUUUUCACUAGUUUUGCUUCUAGGUAAAAAGCUAAAUAAACCUUUCAUCCUA
Messenger RNA from Psammomys obesus (fat sand rat), 5043 nucleotides. It is a transcript of the gene Ccp110, whose product is annotated as centriolar coiled-coil protein 110. The coding region runs from base 278 to 3295 and encodes 1005 amino acids. Gene Ontology annotation, cellular component: centriole. Gene Ontology annotation, biological process: regulation of cytokinesis; centriole replication; centrosome duplication. NCBI's taxonomy places the organism in Eukaryota, Metazoa, Chordata, Mammalia, Rodentia, Muridae. The transcript has 16 exons. The record is from RefSeq and is a predicted model, not a curated record.